GAGAGAGAGAGAGAGAGAGAGAGUUUGUCUCAAACUCGGCCACUUACCUCAUCCCGCAUUCCGCAUUCCAAUAUUCUCGGGUCUCGUCCAUAUUUGGACUGAGUUUGAUCAAAAUGCGACUCAACCAAUAUCAACCACUUCUUCUCUCAUUACUCCUUCCCCUCGUCAUCGCUCACCCGUAUCCUCAAGCUGCCGUUGCAAAGGAUGCCGUUGCUUACACCACUACCUGGACCGAGACGAGAACCUACACUAGCACUAUCAGCUCAUUCCUAGGCGACUCGACCGCACCAGCAGGAGGGACCGGCGAGCCCUGUGUACCACCCGAAGGAUCAGGGCAGAUCGCCUGUGGCCCCAUUUGCUGCGCGAAUUGGCAGUACUGCGCCUACGACGGCCAAUGUUUGGCAAACGGUGGCGGUUCCUGGACUAAAUGGACUACCGUCGGCGUCGUCACUACUCAGUACUCGGCUCCUUAUAGGGUUACUAGUGGUAGCACCGUUAUAGAGACCACCGCACCGACUACUACUACCGGCACCGUAGCCAGCGAAACUGCUUCGGCUACAGCCGUACCGGCUCCCGUCGCAACCACGAGCGGUUCGUUGAGCGGAGGUGCAAUUGCCGGUAUCGUUGUUGGUACUAUUGCUGGUGUAAUCCUACUGCUGCUGCUAUGUUUCUGCUGCAUCGUCAGAGGCCUCUGGGGUACGUUCGCCGGCCUUUUUGGCGGAGGCAAGAAGAAGCGAGAGACGGAACGAAUCGAGAUCAUCGAAGAAGGAUACUCGAGGCGCGGAAGCAGACACGGUAGCACAUAUGCCGGAGGCGCAGGUGCAGGUGCAACACGACCAGUUCACCGGACUUGGUUCGGGGGCGGAGGUGGUGGAGGUCGACCCACGUCGGCCGCCGCUAGAAAAGAGAAGUCGGGAGGCGGAGCGGGCUGGCUGGCCGCCGGCCUAGGCGCAACGGCGCUACUUCUAGGCCUGAGGAGAAGCGACAAGCAGCGCAGGACUAGCAGGGAGAAACCGCCACGAGGCGAAAGCGACUUUAGCAGUUCGUACUAUACCGACUCUUAUACUGCAAGCAGCCCAAGCAGUUUAAGCUCGGAUAGGAGAACACGCGAUACGCGACGUUCUAGAAACUCGAGAGGAACGAGAGCUUCAAGACCUUCACGAGCCUCUCGGGGGCCUUCUCGGGGGCCCUCUCGAAGAAGCUAAACGACCGACUCCAGCCUGUAUUUUUACGAAUCCUUUUCCUACCCGUUCGAAAUUGAGUUUAUAAUCCCCUUCGUCGCGAGAUUCUUUUUUCAUUCACACCGACAUACAUACAUACAUACAUACCACGAAUACCCCUACCUAUACCUACACAUCACUAAAGCGGCGUUUCGGAAUGCGGAGAUGUUUUCCUACUUAGACUAAUUGACGAAGGGUUGCAAUGAGACCAACUGGAAGAUGAAAUGAAAAACGAACAACCUACGUCUACAAAUGGAAAAUGGAUGCGAACUGGGGGGUUGAGAUGAGCCUCUGAAACUUUGUACAUAUGAAACAGAUAAUGAGGACGUAUCUCGAGGGUGGGCUAGGCAGGCUUGGUGCGAGAAAGCUAGGGGAGCUUGCCUGGGAAUGAGAUGUAUGGACGGAAUGAAUGUAUGUCUAGAUAGUUAUGAAUGGGCAUGCGGUGCCUCAGGGGUGGU
Molecule: messenger RNA, 1678 nt
Organism: Daldinia decipiens
Lineage: Eukaryota; Fungi; Ascomycota; Sordariomycetes; Xylariales; Hypoxylaceae
Exons: 2
Coding region: 114-1205 (363 amino acids)
Source: RefSeq, a predicted model, not a curated record